This is a messenger RNA of Pochonia chlamydosporia 170, 369 nucleotides long. RefSeq lists its product as hypothetical. The transcript has a single exon. NCBI's taxonomy places the organism in Eukaryota, Fungi, Ascomycota, Sordariomycetes, Hypocreales, Clavicipitaceae. Bases 1 to 369 code for a protein of 122 amino acids. The record is from RefSeq and is a predicted model, not a curated record.
AUGACUUUGGGCAAGGAUCGAGGGGAAACCAGAUGCCAACCGUUGUGCAAAAAAGCUGGUUUGUCAACUUGUACCAGGCUGCAGACCGCACUUGGUACUCCGUUCUCCGUUCUCCGUUCUCGCCAAUUAGCUACUCAACUCUACCAAGAUAAUAUCGCACACUACAAACACUGUACUGUACCUUGCUUUACUGUCUGGUGCCUCCCCCGAGUCAGAACAACCGAUCUCGCCAGUCUAAAGUUUUUGGGGCUUUCCCGCUCUGGCCCCUCCCUCUUUCAUCAACCAGGUGCCACAAAUGUCUUGUUGUCUCGUCUUGUUUCCUCGUCCAUUUCGGCGCUUUGCCUUGACCGUGUCGGGCCAAUGCCUUAG